This is a messenger RNA of Pediculus humanus corporis (human body louse), 6345 nucleotides long. Its product is annotated as U520, putative. The record is from RefSeq and is a predicted model, not a curated record. Lineage: Eukaryota; Metazoa; Arthropoda; Insecta; Psocodea; Pediculidae. Bases 1 to 6345 code for a protein of 2114 amino acids. Gene Ontology annotation, molecular function: nucleic acid binding; ATP hydrolysis activity; ATP binding. Gene Ontology annotation, cellular component: nucleus. The transcript has 14 exons.
AUGGCGGAUGCUGCAGCUCGUCAGCUGCAAUACGAGUACAAAGCCAAUUCUAAUUUAGUUUUACAAGCCGAUGUUAGGCUCAUUGAGAGAAGAAGCCGAGAUGAGGCUACCGGAGAGGUGAUGUCUUUAGUUGGAAAACUAGAUGGGACACGAAUGGGUGAUCGUUUUCAGAGAAGCAAACCAGUAAAAGCAGAAGAAAGAAAAGCAAAGCGUCAAAAACGAGAUGAAGCGCAAUAUGAUUUUGCUAGAAUGAAGGGAGCUACCCUUUUAUCAGAAGGUGUUGACGAAAUGGUUGGUAUCAUAUACAGACCGAAAACUCAAGAAACGAGACAAACUUAUGAAGUUUUGUUGAGCUUCAUUCAAGAAGCUUUGGGUGAUCAGCCUCGAGAUAUACUUUGUGGAGCAGCAGAUGAAAUACUACAGGUACUUAAAAAUGACAGAUUAAAAGAAAGAGAAAAGAAAAAAGAGACAGAAUUGCUUCUUGGAAGCGUGGCUGAUGAAAGAUUUGCUUUAUUAGUAAAUCUCGGUAAAAAAAUAACCGAUUUUGGUUCAGAGGAAAAAACAAAAGAAAUUAUAGAUGAAGCAAAUAUUGAUGAAACAUAUGGUAUAAAUGUGCAAUUUGAAGAAUCAGAGGAAGAAAGCAAUGAAGAUGUAUUUGGUGAAGUAAGAGAAGACGAAGAUUUGGAAGAGGAAGGAGAAGAUUCCAAAGUAGAUUCAGCAAUAAGAGCUGAAAAUUUGGGCGUCACUGAGGAAAUGAAAAAAGAAAAAUCGUUACAUCCCUUGGAUAUAGAUGCUUAUUGGUUACAAAGAUGUUUAAGUAAAAUUUAUGAUGAUGCCAUGAUAUCUCAAGCCAAAGCAGCUGAAGUUCUUGCUGUUUUAAAGAAUGCUGGUGAUGAUAGGGAAACUGAAAAUCAGUUAGUUUUGUUACUUGGAUAUAAUUGCUUUGAUUUUAUAAAAUUACUCAAAAAACACAGGCACAUGAUUUCAUAUUGUACAUUGUUAGCUUCAUCCCAAAGUGAAUCUGAAAGGCAAAAGAUUCGAGACGAAAUGAACGAAAUCCCAGCUUUAGCUCGAAUUUUGCGUCAGUUAGAUACCGGUAAGGGAGAGGAUGAGGUUCAAGAAGAAAGUGGAAUUUCACGCACUACUAGACGUAAGGAGCAAACUGAUGAUGGAAAAGGGAAUAUUCAAGGAUCUCGACAAAUAGUUGAUUUAGAGGAACUAACAUUUUCCCAGGGUUCUCAUUUUAUGGCUAAUAAAAGAUGUCAACUUCCUGACGGGUCAUUUAGAAAGCAAAGAAAGGGUUAUGAAGAAGUGCAUGUUCCUGCCUUAAAACCAAAGCCAUUUGCUUCAGAAGAAUCGCUAGUACCAAUUGAAAAGUUGCCCAAAUACGUUCAACCUGCUUUUGAAGGGUUUAAAACCUUGAAUAGAAUUCAAAGCCGAUUGUAUAAAACUGCUUUGGAAUCUGAUGAAAACGUACUUUUAUGUGCUCCUACAGGGGCAGGUAAAACAAAUGUGGCUCUUUUAUGUAUGAUGAGAGAAAUUGGAAAACACAUUGAUCACGAGGGGAAUAUUAUGGGAGACGAAUUUAAAAUAAUUUACAUAGCACCCAUGAGAUCUUUGGUUCAAGAAAUGGUUGGAAACUUCAAUAAAAGAUUACAUUCCUAUAAUUUAGUGGUGUCAGAAUUGACAGGAGAUCACCAAUUGAACAGACAGCAAAUUCAAAGUACUCACAUUAUUGUUUGCACUCCUGAAAAAUGGGAUAUAAUAACUCGCAAAGGAGGAGAUAAAACGUUUACUCAAUUGGUUCGUCUAAUUAUAAUUGAUGAAAUUCAUCUGCUUCAUGAUGAAAGAGGUCCAGUUUUAGAAGCACUAGUUGCCAGAACUAUAAGAAAAAUAGAGGCCGCACAGGAAGAUGUUAGAUUAGUGGGAUUAUCUGCCACUUUGCCAAAUUAUCAAGAUGUAGCAACAUUUUUACGAGUCAAAACAGAAACUGGGCUUUUUUACUUUGACAAUAGUUUUCGUCCUGUAGCUCUUGAGCAGCAGUAUAUUGGAGUAACUGAAAAAAAAGCUUUAAAAAGAUUUCAAGUAAUGAAUGAAAUAGUUUACGAAAAAGUAAUGGAACAUGCCGGUAGAAAUCAAGUUUUGGUUUUUGUACAUUCAAGAAAAGAAACAGGGAAAACUGCUAGAGCUAUUAGAGAUAUGUGUUUAGAAAAAGACACUUUGGGUCAAUUUUUAAGAGAAGGUUCGGCUUCGAUGGAAGUUUUGAGAACGGAAGCGGAACAAGUGAAAAAUUCAGAAUUAAAAGAUUUAUUGCCGUAUGGGUUUGCUAUUCAUCAUGCAGGAAUGACUAGAGUCGAUAGAACUUUGGUAGAGGAUUUGUUUGCUGACAGACAUAUUCAAGUUCUCGUUUCAACAGCUACAUUGGCUUGGGGUGUAAAUUUACCGGCUCAUACUGUGAUUAUAAAAGGAACACAAGUUUACAAUCCUGAAAAAGGACGAUGGGUUGAACUUGGAGCGUUGGAUGUUUUGCAAAUGUUGGGUAGAGCAGGUCGUCCACAGUAUGAUACCAAAGGAGAAGGUAUAUUAAUUACAAAUCAUAGUGAACUUCAAUAUUACUUGUCACUUCUUAAUCAACAACUACCUAUUGAAUCACAAUUGGUGGGAAAAAUACCUGACAUGUUAAACGCAGAAAUUGUAUUAGGCACAAUCCAAACUGUCAGAGAUGCAGUAACAUGGCUAGGUUAUACCUAUCUUUACAUAAGGAUGUUGAGAUCUCCAACUUUGUAUGGAAUCUCUCAUGAUCAUUUAAAAGAAGAUCCACUGCUUGAAUCUUUCAGAGCAGAUUUAAUUCACACCGCUGCUCUUCAAUUAGAUCGAAGUGGUUUAAUUAAAUAUGAUAGAAAAACUGGACAUUUUCAAGUCACGGAACUCGGCCGAAUUUGUAGUCAUUACUAUUGUACUCACGAGACAAUGGCUGUGUAUAAUCAACUUUUGAAACCAACUUUAAGCGAAAUUGAAUUAUUCAGAGUUUUUUCUUUGUCUGGCGAAUUUAGAAACAUUAAUGUAAGAGAAGAAGAAAAACUAGAGCUUCAAAAACUCAUGGAAAGAGUACCGAUACCUAUAAAAGAAAAUAUUGAAGAGCCUAGUGCUAAAGUUAAUGUUUUACUUCAAGCAUAUAUUUCUCAGUUAAAGUUAGAGGGCUUUGCUUUAAUGUCCGAUAUGAUUUAUGUAACUCAAUCGGCUGCCAGACUUAUGCGAGCUAUAUUUGAAAUUGUAUUAUUUCGUGGUUGGGCUCAACUUGCUGAUAAAUGUUUGUCACUUUGCAAAAUGAUCGAUAGACGAAUGUGGCAAUCAAUGUCACCUCUUCGUCAAUUUCGAAAAAUGCCUGAAGAAAUUAUUAAAAAAAUUGAAAAGAAAAAUUUUCCCUGGGAAAGAUUGUACGACUUGGGUCCCAACGAAAUCGGAGAAUUGAUAAGAGUUCCGAAACUUGGUAAAACGGUUCAUAAAUAUGUUCAUCAAUUUCCUAAGUUAGAAUUAUCUACUCAUAUUCAGCCAAUCACUAGAUCUACCCUUAGAGUAGAACUUACCAUUACACCUGAUUUUCAGUGGGAUGAAAAACUCCAUGGCUCUUCUGAAGCUUUUUGGAUAUUAGUUGAAGACGUAGAUUCCGAAGUUAUUCUUCACCAUGAAUAUUUUCUUCUUAAAUCAAAAUUUGCGAGCGAUGAGCAUCUUGUAAAGUUUUUCGUUCCGGUAUUUGAACCCUUACCUCCUCAAUAUUUUCUGAGGAUUGUUUCCGAUCGCUGGAUCGGUGCAGAAACACAAUUGCCAGUUUCAUUCAGACAUUUGAUGUUGCCGGAAAAAAAUUUACCCUCGACAGAAUUAUUAGAUUUGCAGCCGUUACCAGUAACCGCUCUACGUAAUUCGUUGUAUGAGAGUAUAUAUUCAAAAAAGUUUCCACAAUUUAAUCCAAUACAAACUCAGGUAUUUAAUGCAGUUUAUAAUACGGAUGACAAUAUUUUCAUUGGAGCCCCAACAGGUUCGGGUAAAACAACGAUAGCUGAAUUCGCUGUUCUUCGGCUUUUAUCGCAAAAUCCCGAUGGACGAUGCGUUUAUUUAGUGGCAAAAGAUUCAUUAGCAGAACUCAUAUUUGCAGAAUGGCAGCAAAUUUUUAAUUGUAUUUUAAACGUUAAGGUUGUUUUAUUAACUGGAGAAACUAGCACAGAUUUAAAACUUUUGGCCAAAGGUCAAAUUAUCAUAACAACGGCAGAAAAAUGGGACGUUUUGUCUCGUAGAUGGAAACAAAGAAAAAAUGUUCAAAAUAUUCAAUUGUUUAUUGUUGAUGAACUUCAAUUAAUCGGAGGAGAAGAUGGACCAGUUUUAGAAGUCGUGUGCUCCAGAAUGAGAUACAUUUCAUCUCAAUUAGAGAAACAAAUAAGAAUUGUUGCCCUCUCGACUUCUUUGGCAGAUGCCCGUGACGUUUCUCAAUGGCUUGGCUGUAAUUCGAAUGCCACCUUUAAUUUUCAUCCAAGUGUGCGACCUGUACCCCUCGAAUUGCACGUUCAGGGAUUCAACAUUACUCACAACGCUUCGCGUUUAAUAGCCAUGUCAAAGCCAGUUUUUAACAACAUAAUGAAACAUAGUUCUCACAAACCGGUUAUUGUGUUUGUACCCACAAGAAAACAGGCCAGAAUUACAGCGAUUAGCCUUCUUACUUUUGCGGCAGCUGAAUCUCAGCCGAACAGAUUCUUUCACGCUGAAGAAGAAGAUAUUCAGCCCUUUUUAGAGAGAAUGUCUGAUAAGACUCUUAAAGAAACAUUGAUUCAAGGAGUGGCUUACAUACACGAAGGUUUGACUCCAAAUGAUCACAGACUUGUGGAACAACUUUUUGAUUCUGGUGCAGUACAAAUUGCAGUCGUUACCAGAAAUCUUUGUUGGGGACUGAACAUUCAAGCUCAUCUUGUUAUCAUUAUGGACACUCAAUUUUACAAUGGAAAAAUUCAUGCUUACGAAGAUUAUCCUGUCACCGACGUUUUACAAAUGAUUGGAAAAGCCAACAGACCCUUAGAGGACGAUGAUGCUAAAUGUGUGUUAAUGUGUCAGAGCUCUAAAAAAGAUUUUUUUAAAAAAUUCUUAAACGAGUCUUUACCUGUAGAGAGUCAUUUGGAUCACCGUUUACACGAUCAUUUCAAUGCUGAAAUAGUCACUAAAACAAUUGAAAACAAACAAGAUGCCGUUGAUUAUUUAACAUGGACAUUUUUAUAUCGACGUCUUACUCAAAAUCCAAAUUAUUACAAUUUACAAGGAGUCACUCAUCGUCAUCUGUCUGAUCAUUUAUCAGAAUUGGUUGAAACAACUCUUAACGAUUUAGAACAGUCAAAAUGUAUAAGUAUUGAAGACGAAAUGGAUUGCAUGCCGUUGAAUCUUGGAAUGAUAGCUGCUUAUUAUUACAUUAAUUAUACGACUAUUGAAUUGUUCAGCUUAUCAUUAAAUAGCAAAACGAAAAUUCGAGGUUUGUUGGAAAUAAUAUCUUCAGCAGCGGAAUAUGAAGAUAUACCCGUCAGACACAGGGAAGACACCAUUUUACGUACUUUGUCAAUGAAGUUACCGAAUAAAUUGAAUUCAAAUACCAAAUUUAAUGAUCCACAUGUGAAAACUAAUAUUUUGUUACAAGCUCACCUUUCAAGAAUACAACUUAGCCCAGACUUACAGAGAGACACGGAAAUAAUACUUGGAAAAGCUGUGAGGUUAAUACAAGCUUGUGUUGACGUUCUUAGUUCAAAUGGUUGGCUCGCUCCAGCAGUAGCAGCUAUGGAAUUGGCUCAAAUGGUUACUCAAGCCAUGUGGUCAAAAGAUUCUUAUUUAAAACAAUUACCUCAUUUCACAUCCGAAAUUAUAAAAAGAUGUUCGGAGAAAAAUGUUGAAACCGUUUUUGAUAUAAUGGAACUCGAGGACGAUGAUCGAAUAAAACUUCUUCAAUUGAGCGAUUCUCAAAUGGUGUUGUUAGAACGAGAAGAUGAUGUUUCUGGACCCGUAAUAGCACCCUUUUUCCCUCAAAAAAGAGAAGAAGGCUGGUGGGUGGUCAUUGGUGAUCCCAAAACUAAUUCAUUAUUAUCCAUAAAAAGAUUAACAUUACAACAAAAAGCAAAAGUAAAAUUAGAUUUUAUAGCUCCUAAUCCGGGUCAUCAUUCCUACACUUUGUAUUUUAUGAGUGAUGCUUAUUUGGGAUGUGAUCAAGAAUAUAAAUUUAGUAUAAAUGUUGGUGAAUUUGAAUCGUCAACAAAGGACAGUACAAGUAAACAUUACAAUGCUUUUAAACCAUGGAAAAAUUUUGACAACAAACUAUAA